Anneissia japonica is the source of this 1768-nucleotide messenger RNA. RefSeq names its product protein fuzzy homolog. NCBI's taxonomy places the organism in Eukaryota, Metazoa, Echinodermata, Crinoidea, Comatulida, Comatulidae. Gene Ontology annotation, biological process: non-motile cilium assembly; vesicle-mediated transport. The record is from RefSeq and is a predicted model, not a curated record. Bases 105 to 1367 code for a protein of 420 amino acids. The transcript is spliced from 10 exons.
GCGCUAUCCAUAAUGAGAAAAAAAAAACAAAGAUGUCAGGAGUUUUGGUUUUGUUUAGACCAGCAACAUGACUCGUUUGUAAAAUUGUCAGCCCUAUCUUCGAAAUGGAGGACAGUUUGCCUAGGCCUGUCUACCUCUUGUGCUUAACCACUGCCGGUGGAGUUCCGCUCUUCACAAGGACGAAAGGAGUAGAGAAACAAUUAGCCUUUGCAGAGAUAGGCAUGUUGUAUGGAGUGCAGAUGUUUGCGCAGAACCAUGAUGUUGAGCUGCAAAGUACGACGACAGAGAAUUCUCGUAUACUGUGGAAAGUGUUCUGUGACAGCAUUACCUUAAUCUUAGUUGUAAAUGAUGAUGACGAUGAGGAUCUCCAUCAUUUAAAUCUUCUAAACCAAGUUUUCAAUGCAAUGGUGUUUUUUGUUGGAUUGGAUAGUUUGGAAAACAUAAAAAAUGUAGAGCGUCUUCGGAAAGACUUAAAGUGUUGUUACCCUGUUGUUGAUUCACUUCUUGGCAAUUCAGAUUUCCUUGGUUCUAUCACAAAUUCUGUUGAUGUUAGCAUCUUUCCAGAUUACCAAACACUUCAGGAUCCUUUAGAAAUGUUUGUGAAUUCAGCAGGCAGCACACACGGUUGUAUCCACUCAAAUGGAUAUCUUGUGUGUGCAACCAACAAAUGGUGGACCCUCACUGGAUCCGAGUUAAACCUUCUGGCGAUAUUCAUAAGAACUCUACCAGAAAACACAGCGUCGGAUGUGCCUGUGUACCUCCCAGAUGCAAGUCCUAAGAUUCCACAUCGGUUGCUAAGCAUUCACCUUUUAAGUGGAAUAGUAGUGAGCGUAAUGUGUGGACCUACACCCUCAUUGGAGGCCGUCAAGUCUCAGUUGGUGGAGGCAUGCUGGCUACCUCACGUAGAAGUAUUGAGGGCUUGUUUAAAUAUGGGAUCGAGGAAUGUACCGGCCAGUGUUGAGGUUGACCAAGGGGUUAUAGGAUUAUUAUUUAUCAACUAUGUUCAAAGGAAGUGCUUAGCAACCGUCCAGUUACCAAAGCCACCUGGGAUUUCUGAAAACCGUUUGCCAAGUUACGAGCGACGUCUGGAACUGUUAUCCUGUUUCUAUAGAAACACAGUGGGUGCAAUAUUUCCACCAAUAAAACAAGAUGAAACAGAAAUAGACUCGCCAUUCACCCACACGCCUAAGGAGACUUACAUGUGCGGCCUGGAAUACAAGGCAUAUGCCAUCGACGCUAAGCCCUGUCAGCUAUUCGUUUUAUAUGCAUCAAGCGUACCACAGUAUGCACUUAGGUCACUGAGUCAAAAGCUGUUCAGCAGUUUGAAAAAGGAAAAAAUGUUUAGUACAGACAAGAAAGGAAGUUGAAGGGUUAAAAUACAGAGUGAACCCUCUCAAGAAGAAUAAGAUUAGGAUGAUGAUUGUCUAACAUCUCUGAACAACACUGAGGUCAAGUGCUGUGUAUCGCAUCAGGACAUCUCCCUCAAGAGUCGUAGUAUACCAGCCAUCGAAGGUCACGAUAAAGAUCUGUUGAAAAAUCUUAAAAGAAGACUGAAAGAUGAAUGGCAGUUGAAAUUUAAAUUGGUUUUAAAACCUUGGAAGUCUUUGUUGAAAAUAGAAUAGAUGAAAUAGAAGAUAUAUAUUAUGAGGCAUGUUGUGGCAAAAUGGUUAAGUUGUAGCAAAAAUUGAAAUUCAAGUUAUUGGUAUUUUCAGAUACCUGAGUAUGUGAUCUUUAAAAUGAGGGGUCAUUCAUUGAAAUUGCACAUUUC